Molecule: messenger RNA, 1330 nt
Organism: Pogoniulus pusillus (Red-fronted tinkerbird)
Lineage: Eukaryota; Metazoa; Chordata; Aves; Piciformes; Lybiidae
Gene: PBK
Product: PDZ binding kinase
Exons: 9
Coding region: 237-1202 (321 amino acids)
Biological process (GO): peptidyl-serine phosphorylation
Molecular function (GO): protein serine/threonine kinase activity; ATP binding
Source: RefSeq, a predicted model, not a curated record
CGGCCACCGUAGGGGAGGGGAAAGCGGCGCUCCCGCGCUCCGGAUUCAAACGGCGGCGGCAGUGGGACCCAGGGAGUUUCAGCUGCCCCUUGAGACCCCUCCUGAGCCUCGGAGUCAUCUUCUGCACCACCACCACCACCACCUCCCCUCCCUCCAGCUUGGAACCUGCCUCACCCCCGGAGGGGGUGCUGUUGUCAUCGAGCCUCUCCUCUGCAAUUUCAGACCAGUUUGCAGUGAUGGAAGCCAUCAAGACCCCGAAGAAUGUGGCCUGCAGGCAGAAACCUGAUGGGGGCCCAGUUUGUGUCACCAUCCCUGCCUCUCCCUUCAUGCAGAAGCUUGGAUAUGGCACUGGAGUCAAUGUCUACUUGAUGAAAAGAUCUCCCAGAGGUUUGUCACACUCCCCGUGGGCUGUGAAGAAAAUCAAUGCCAAAUGCAACAGCCGCCAGCAGAGCAUCUACCAGCAGAGACUGAACGAGGAAGCCAAGAUCUUGAAGAAUCUCCAGCACCCCAACAUUGUGGGUUACCGUGCGUUCACCAAGGCCAACGAUGGAAGCAUGUGUCUGGCCAUGGAGUAUGGAGGAGAAAAAUCUCUCAAUGACUUGAUUGAAGAAAGAAAUUCAAAAAAGUUGGGCCCUUUUCCUGCUGCCACCAUCUCCAAAGUUGCCUUGAGCAUGGCAAGGGGGUUGAAGUAUCUUCACAAUGAGAAGUAUCUGCUCCAUGGAGAUAUCAAAUCCCCCAAUGUGGUGAUUAAAGGCGAUUUUGAAGCCAUCAAGAUCUGCGAUGUGGGAGUAUCUCUGCCCCUGGAUGAGAACAUGACCGUGAGCGACCCUGAGAUGUGCUACAUUGGCACGGAGCCCUGGAAGCCCAGGGAGGCUCUGCAGGACGAUGGAGUGAUCACUGACAAGGCUGACAUCUUUGCUUUUGGGCUGACCCUCUGGGAAAUGAUGACCCUCUCUGUGCCCCACCUCAACCUGGGCAGUGACUCCAACGAUGAAGAUGAAUCCUUUGAUGAAGACUCCUUUGAUGAGGAAGCAUAUUAUGAAGCCCUGGGAACCCGCCCAGCUCUCAACAUGGAGGAACUGGACCAGUCCUACCAGCAGAUGAUUGAUCUCUUCUCUGUCUGCACCAGUGAGGACCCCAAGAAGCGCCCUUCAGCUGCAUGCAUCGUGGAAGCCCUGGAAGCAAAUCUGUCCCAGAAGUAAAAGUAUCCCAGCUCCACGGUGUGGGAGUUUGGAGAUUGAACUUUGAGGAGUAAGGCUACUCCUACACUGUUGAUCCUUCUACUAUGUGAAACUUGUUCUGUCUCAUUAAAACCAGAGCCUAGACACUA